Messenger RNA from Ipomoea nil (Japanese morning glory), 1851 nucleotides. RefSeq lists its product as uncharacterized. The transcript is spliced from 8 exons. Lineage: Eukaryota; Viridiplantae; Streptophyta; Magnoliopsida; Solanales; Convolvulaceae. The record is from RefSeq and is a predicted model, not a curated record. Bases 415 to 1335 code for a protein of 306 amino acids.
UCUGUGUCUCUUUCCUCUGAUGCUCCGUGUAACUCCACUUUCUAUCCCAAUACUCUUCUAAUUACUGCUGCUAUUUUUCGAUUCUUGCAGGUUAGGGUUUUUUUCAUAUCUAUUCUGUGAUUCAAUGACGGGGAAAAAUUGCACUUCAGUGUAAUUUGAACCUGGAGAUUCAACUUGAUAUUUGCUCAAAUUUUACUCGGAGAAUGCUCUGUUUUUGUUCGUUAAUUUCACGCGUUGGUAUUAGGAGUUGGAUAGGAGUCCUUUUUUGGGUUUAAGGGAGCUGAGAGCUGAGGAAUUUAGAGUUUUUGUUUUUGAUUUUGAUUUUUUGUUUUUGCAAGUUGGGAGCUUAUGCUAUAGCUUCUAGUUGUUUGCUGUUGUAAUUUGGGGAUAGUAGGAGUAGUUGAGGAUAUAGAAAUGGCGGCAGAAUCGAACAUGGGGUUUCAUCAACAGCAAGCCUGGUCUUUUCAGUCGGGGGUGUCGUCGGAGAUGAUUCCGAUUGGUAACUUUUAUGGUCAUCUCGGGGUAAAUGUAAAUGUAAAUAAUAGCAACAGUGCUAGUGGUUUAUCAGGAGGAGGAGGGGUGAUGUUUUCUGGGAAUCCAAAUAUAAUUACCAACAGUAACAAUAAUCCCGGGAUUAGUCAGGCCGGGACCUCAUCACCUUCAUUUCUUAUUGAUACGGUGCCGGGGCUUAAGCAUGAUACCGGAUUGGCGGUGGAGUGGUCAGUCGAAGAACAGUACAAAUUGGAGGAAGGACUUAUCAAAUUUUCCAGUGAACCUAGUAUCAUGAAAUACAUUAAAAUUGCAGCCACACUCCGUGAAAAAACUGUUCGUGAUGUUGCGCUGAGGUGUAGGUGGAUGACGAGAAAGCGAAGGAAACAGGAGGACUAUAAUAAUAUGGGGAAAAAAGUGAAAGACAGGAAGGAUAAAGCAGCUGAAUCAUCCUUGAAGAAUAGUACAACUUCAGCUUCUCCAUUGAACUUGGCUACAUAUUCUCUAGCUGUUAAUCAUCAUGACCGCAGUAACUGCAUGAAUUCUGGAGCAUUACUUGGAACGAGAAAUCUUUUGGAAGAAAAUAAUCAAGCUCUUGAUCAAAUUUCAACAAACCUUUCAACAUAUAAGUUGCAGGAUAACGUUGACCUCUUCUUUCGUACAAGGAACAAUAUAACUGCAAUCCUCAACGAAAUGAGCAAUAUGCCUGGGAUCAUGAGCCAAAUGCCACCGCUUCCUGUGUUUCUUGAUGAAGAGCUUACUAGUAGUAUUUUGCCAAAUUCAACUCAGUCCAUGAUGUUUGGCUCAUCAAGCGGGAUCCAGCUGAAACAGGAACCUGGAUGUUGACAGAGAUUUCUCAGUGCUGAGUUGAAUUACUGGCGUGUGUAAGUAGACCAUUUUUUUGCUGUAAAUGCAUAAGAAGCUGGCAGGCCUUUCCGGCUUUUGUACACAACACAAGUUGGGUCCCGAGGGAUAAAGAAUACAUUAGAUAACCUAUUUCGGAAGCUGAAAUAUCUGCUGUACCAGAUACUGAGCCCAAGCACUGGAUAAUAACAGCCUCAUUGUCGGUUAAACGUCAGCCAGUCUCUAAUCAGAUUGCAUUCUAGAAAGCAAGCAAGCUAGCUAAAAAAAAAAAAUUAUGAGUUGUAGUCUUUUUGUGUGUAAAUUUUAUAUAACUAAUGAAAACUCUGGAGUCAGUCCAUAGGGUUGUUAUGUCCUUGUCAUUUGCAGCCUUUAGCAUUUGAAGAUCAGUUUCUUGGUUUUGUGGUAAGGCCACAUAUAACAUCAUUUCUUGGUUAUGAGAGCCCCACCUUGUAAGAAUUUUACUAAUAAAACCCACUGAUCUUAUUCUGCUGUGUCAUC